CCACCAGUGAGGACUACAAACUCUUGGAAAACAUGAAUAAGCUGACUAGCUUGAAGUACCUAGAAAUGAAAGAUAUUGCGAUAAACAUCAGUAGAAAUCUUAAGGAUUUGAAUCAAAAAUAUGCUGAUCUUCAGCCAUAUCUGGAACAAAUAAACCUAAUUGAGGAGCAGGUUGCAGCUCUGGAGCAGGCAGCGUAUAAAUUGGAUGCAUAUUCCAAAAAACUUGAAGCCAAGUACAAAAAACUGGAGAAACGAUGAAGUUAAACAGUCUUUAUGUUGGAGUUGGGCAAUGAAUCAAACUGUUUUCAGGUUUUGCACAACAGCAGUUCUGUAUGUUGCCAAGGAUUUGGUUGCAGCUAACAUCAAGACUGGGAACUUCUUCUAGCUAUUGAAUACAGAAGGCUGUAUUCAGGCUUAAGGCUGAAUAAUAUUCUCCUCUUCUCAGAGGUUCUGUUGCUCAGUUGUUUUGCAGUGACAAGUAGAAGCCUGUCCCUAACCCGUGCUGAUAUUGGCUAUGUGUGUGUUAGUCCUGUUUUUCACAUGAAAUAUUCUGUCUAGGAAAGUUCCUCUGUAACCAAUAAAAGACAUUUUCCCUCAAUAGCAGUAGGACCAAAACUUCACUUUUUCCUUCAUUGUGCUCUGUGUUGAGAAGAUACUUGGGCCUUUGGACUUAUGAGAGGGAUAUUGAAAACCCUUAAUUUUGGUAUCCCCUGUUAUCUGUUUGACAUAGGGAGACUAAUUACUAUAAAUUUACAAUAAAACAACUUGCUGCAUUUGUUUCUCUGGAAUCCUAAGUUCCUGGUGGAAAGAUUA
Molecule: messenger RNA, 812 nt
Organism: Corapipo altera (White-ruffed manakin)
Lineage: Eukaryota; Metazoa; Chordata; Aves; Passeriformes; Pipridae
Gene: BLOC1S2
Product: biogenesis of lysosomal organelles complex 1 subunit 2
Exons: 3
Biological process (GO): endosomal transport; lysosome localization
Cellular component (GO): BORC complex; gamma-tubulin complex; BLOC-1 complex
Molecular function (GO): gamma-tubulin binding
Source: RefSeq, a predicted model, not a curated record